Molecule: messenger RNA, 4518 nt
Organism: Anopheles marshallii
Lineage: Eukaryota; Metazoa; Arthropoda; Insecta; Diptera; Culicidae
Gene: Nup154
Product: nuclear pore complex protein Nup154
Exons: 6
Coding region: 1-4518 (1505 amino acids)
Biological process (GO): RNA export from nucleus; transcription-dependent tethering of RNA polymerase II gene DNA at nuclear periphery; protein import into nucleus
Cellular component (GO): nuclear pore inner ring; nuclear pore
Molecular function (GO): structural constituent of nuclear pore
Source: RefSeq, a predicted model, not a curated record
AUGGGCGAACAACUGCCGGCUGUUUCCUUAGAUGCACUCCACUCUGCCGGCAAUACGCUGGAACGCCAUGGGUUGAUUGAUGUGGAUGUGCCGGGUUUACUGGAGUUGACGGGCGUAACGCAAGCCGGCACUCCGACCGCUAGUGGGAUGAGUGAUUUCGAUUAUCAGCAACUCAGCAAUCUAUCGAUGGGUUUCAAGGACUUGAAUCAGCUCUGCACGGUCAAUAAGGUUCCUAUACCUUCGGAAAUUAUGGAACAUUUUAACCAUAUAAAAUGUCACUGUAUGAUGGGAUUGUUUCCCGAAAUCGGACGAGCGUGGCUUACAAUCGAUACGGAUUUAUAUAUAUGGACGUAUGAAAAUGCGCGAGAUGUGGCCUACUUCGAUGGGCUGUCGCAGGUUAUCAUUAGCGUUGGGUUGGUAACACCCAAACCCGGCUUAUUUGUCGCCGACGUGAAGUAUCUGCUCAUCAUUACCACGCCGAUAGAAAUUGUCGUCCUCGGGGUAACGUUCGGUGAUGCCAACAAUGGGACACCGAACCGCAGCCUGUCUUCCCAGUGCAGCGAAGAGAUGCAGCUAAUGCAUACGCCCAUUUUUGUGCUUAACACCGACAACGUUGCCAUAAUGUGUGUGCAGGGUACGGACGAUGGAAGAAUUUUCCUCGGCGGUCGCGACGGAUGUCUGUACGAGGUCAGCUAUCAGGCGGAAUCGAACUGGUUCGGAAAACGAUGUCGCAAGAUUAACCAUUCGCAGGGGCUGAUGUCCCAUCUGGUGCCUGGGAUAUUUAAAAUAUUUACCGAAACCGACUCGGUAGAGAAGAUUACCGUUGACAACACACGCAACUUGCUGUACGUGCUCAUGUCCAAGGGUUCCAUAGAAGCUUGGGAUUUGGGUAAAGAUGCGGGAAGCACCAGACGUAUCGCAAGACUUUCCUACAAGGAAAUCAUCUCGAGUGCGUCGAUGAUUUUACGCACAAUCGAUCCGGCAGUGUUUCAUCCAAUUACCGCCAUCUGCCCAUUGACGUCGGAAGAUUCGUCCAGCUUACAUCUCGUUGCGAUCGCAGAGAGUGGGGUGCGAUUCUAUUUCUCCACUGUUCCACUACACUUGCAUGGGUUUUACAUUCAGCAGCAGCAAUUGUUACAACAGCAGCAGCAGCAGCAACAGCAGGCACUGUUUCAACAACAGCAACUGCAACAGCAGUUCCAAUUGCAGCAGCAGCAGCAACAACAACAGCAGCAGCAACACCAACAACAGCAGCACCAGCCGCAGCAACAUCAACAGCAUCAACAACAUCAACAGCAGCAGCAGCAGCAGCAACAGCACCAAAUGCAGCAACCAUCACAGCAAAACCUUGCAAAUCAAGAGAUCCAACAAAAUGCCAACAACAAUCUUCCCGAACCACCCCAAAGCAAACCUCAAGGGCUGUAUUUACUGCACGUGCGUGUGCCACCCGGCAUUACAGGCAGUUUACUCUUGACGAAACCAAAGCUGGUCCACUCUGCCCACUACAUCCAAGGAUCGCUCCUGAUGAUAUCGCGACAGCAGCAGGACCAAGAUUUGCUCACAUGCCUCAGCUCGGAACAGUUCCAGUCGCAGCACAAUUUGGUCGAGUCCACCACCUACAUGCCACUGGACGGGCAGGUAUGGGCCAUUGCCGAUGUGAUGCGCAAAGAUCGCGUUUCGAUCAGCACUCCGUUGCGCAAGGCUCAGAAUCCUCGGAAGGUGGCCCUGCUAACGAACCAGGGUGUGCACAUCGUGUCGAUACUACAGUCGGUUGACAUCCUCCAACAACUGCUCGUCGGUUGCCACGGCCCACACAACGAAGCGGUCAAGAUGUACUUCAGCAAGCAGACGGAACCGGAAGCUUGCGCUACGGCCCUUUUACUAGCUUGUCGCGAAUCGAUCCGCGGUACGGAGGUCGGUGAUUGGGCAACGCAAGCAUUCAUACUGUAUGGUGGCGAACCGUACUUUGACACACCCAUGUUAAACGACAACAGACAACUAGGCUUCAAUUCUCCACUGUCCGGUGGAACUUACGGCGGUGCGAUGGAUUCUACCUUGCAGCAGAAUGCGAACUUUGGACCGGGUGGACGUUUGUUUGCUUCCACACCGUACUCGACACCUGGCCGUGGUAUGGUGUCGCCGGUACUUCAACAACAACCAAGGCAAAACACGUCCAUGUACGGCGGUGCAGCUCCGGCAUCGAAUUUAAACAACAACAAUGAAACGGUCGAAACGACACUGUUUCACUAUUCUGCCAAACAUGCCGGGUUGUAUUUGUAUAUGAGCCGGAUGUUGCGCAGCAUUUGGCGCAAACCUUGUUUGGACGAACGCUUUUACUCGUCCAUCUCGCACCAGGACUGUGUAGUGCUGCUGGAAGACCUUUACGCCAUCCGACGGUUCCUGGAGAAUGUGACGGCGAACAAUUUGCUCGGAUACACCGGUGGUCGAAGUAAUGGUACGUCGGUGAAGCCCAAUGUUGGGAGUCUUGUAUCGGGAACGGGUUCAUCGUUCGCCCACGGACAAUCCGGACUGUUGCUGAGUGGUGGCGCUGAACGGGUUGGGUACGGUGGUAGUUUACUAUCUUCCCAGCCAGGAUACAGCAUAGCCGGCGGUGCCGGUGCUAGUGGUUACGUAUAUCCUCAGGGUAAUGCUGUCCUGGUACAGAAAAACUGCACCGAAGAAGCGUUGGCAGAGGAAAAAAAAUCUCUGCAAGCGUUAGUGCGUUUAAUAAAACAAACAUGCGAAGUUGUUGGUCUUUGGAAAGUCAUCUGCGAACACCAGUGCCAUCUGUUGGUGGGGAAGCUAACGAAGGACGAGCAAGCCGUACUGAAGACAUGCACCUUCAGCGAUUUAGUAUUGUCACGCAGCGACGUUUGCGGACUGCUGAUCGUGACGCUGAUCAAUUCGUAUUUGGCCGACAACGCAAGUGUCGGGUCGAUUUCUUCCAAGCUGCGCGAAGUGUGUCCAACGCUGUACCGGCAGGAGGAUGCCGUUUCGCACAAGGCUACGGAAAUUUUACUCCUUUCGCGCGGUUGUACCGAUCGUGACAAGAAGGAGGAACGCUUGCGUACGGCUCUGCAGCUUUGCAAGAGUGCCGCACCCAAUUUGCCACUCGCGGCCUUAUGCCAACAGUUUGUUUCGGCCGCGUUUUACAGCGGUGUAAUCGAGCUGUGUACGGUCUGUGCCGCGAAAAGCGAUCCAAACGAAGCCGGGCUGCUGUUCUACCGCAAUAACGAUGCGAUGGACAACCAAGAAGGGUUCAUCGCAUUCCAGAACCGAAUGAACUGGUACAAGGAGGUGAAGGUAAUGCUGGACUACGUUUACGAUGCGGCCGGAAACGGUGGCCAUCAACCGAAAGCGGACGGCAUCUACCCAUCGCUGGAUGACGAUGAGGAUCGUGUGACGGGUAAUCAGGAGGUGCUGAACAUCAUCGGACAAGCGCUGCUCAGUACCGACCAGCUGCUCCACAUUGCCAUCUACGAGUGGUUGCUGUCGAAGAACUUGUUUGCCGAGCUGCUGGAAAUUACCGAACCAUCGCUCGGUGUGUUCCUGAGUCGGGCGAUGGUACGCACGCCAGAAAAUCUAGUGCUCGCCGAUCUGCUCUGGAAGUAUCAUGAGCGCAAUGGGCAGCAUGCGGCCGCAGCCAAAAUUCUCGACAAGCUCGCUAACUUUGCGAGCGAUAGUAUCAAUCUGCAGCAACGCAUUGAGUAUCUUGCCCGGGCCGUAAUGUGCAUGCGAUCGGAAUCGGUCGGCUUUUCUGCCCACAACGGUGUGCUGUUGAAGGAUCUGGAGGACAAGCUGGAGGUAGCACAAAUCCAGCGCCAGGUGUACGAUGCCUUGGCACUGUUGACGCAGCACACCGAGGAACGGUACGAUGCACUCAAGCUGCUCGACUCCAAUCUGUACAAUUUGACGCAACUUUACUCCGACUUUGCGGAGCAGUACGAGCUGUGGGAGUGCAAGCUGACGAUACUGAAUUGUUCGCACCACAACGAUCCACUGCUAAUCGAGUCCGUGUGGACGCACAUUUUAGAUCGGGAGCUGCAGGGACGGGAUAGUUGCGCGGAACGCUGCCGGCGGUUGUUGGCGAAGGUUAAGAGCUUGGCGCUCGAGUAUGACAGUUCCGGUUGCUGUUUUCCUCUCGCGUUUAUUGUGCGCGAGGUCGAGAUUCGUUGCUUCCGGUUGGGCAUGUACAAUUCGCCCGUCCCGGAUGCAUUGAUCGAGAUGAGCUUGGACAUCGAGGAGCUGUUGAAUAUUUACUCACGGCUAGUGUCGAUGAACGAACGCGUCUGGGUGACGGAGGAUGAUGAACUGUAUCUGAUCCGGUCAACCUCCGCGCUGUUAUCGCUGAUCGUUAAUCAACCGAAGCUGAUCCCGUUCAAGGAUCGUCGGAAGGUAAUGUCGAAAUCGCAGGAUCUUAUCUCGGCGGCGCUCAAUAUGCUCUACACCAAACCGGACACCCAACCGUUGAUCGAUGUGUUCCGCGACACACAAUCGAAACUGCAGCGAAUUUUGUAA